Messenger RNA from Suhomyces tanzawaensis NRRL Y-17324, 1395 nucleotides. RefSeq names its product Atf1p (gene ATF1). Gene Ontology annotation, molecular function: N-acetyltransferase activity. The record is from RefSeq and is a predicted model, not a curated record. The coding region runs from base 1 to 1395 and encodes 464 amino acids. The transcript has a single exon. Lineage: Eukaryota; Fungi; Ascomycota; Pichiomycetes; Serinales; Debaryomycetaceae.
AUGAUCGUCUCCCGUCCCCUCAGCCCCUCCGAGCACUUCUACCGGUCUAGAAACUCCAGCGGCUUCUAUAAGUCCUUCCAGGUCACGGCUACCUACACCAAUCCCAUUCCACAGCCUCUACUCAGUAGGGCUCUCCGCAAAACCGUCUUGGACUACCACCUUUUGGUGUGCAACGUCGUCCCCAAGAAUGACGACCACUGGUACGUGCCUCUUCCUCGAGUUCUUUUGGAGGACUUGCUCGAGUGCCAUAGUCUGGAGGAGUUUCUUACGGACGGAGUGAUCAAUGAAAGAUUCAUGAAGUACGCCAACGAAUUCUCGUUUCGGUUCAGCGACAACAAGCCGUUGUUCCGGGUCCUUCAGCUCGGUGACAGGAACUUGUCGGUGAUUUUUGAGCACACAAUUGCAGAUGGACUCGUGGGCAACUAUUUCCACGAGAUUUUGGUGGAAAACUUGGCCCUUGUGGAGGAAAAGGCUAGCGACGACACGUUUUUAAGCGCGUACGGGCCCUUCGACGAUCUGGGAAUGAAGUCAGUGAUUUUCGACUGCGAAAGAGACUACAAUUUGAUCAAGAACUCGCUUCAUCCUCCCAUAGACGACUUCGUGCCUUUGCCACGCCCCAGCGUGGUCACUCCAGUCAACUCAGCCUUGCCAAUGUGGCCUGGAAGGUUUCCAUGCUCCAGAGAUAACGUUCUAGCCUUCAAAUUGAUCAAUAUCGAUGCUCAACAGGCCAGGUUGAUUUUGGCCAAAUGCAAGGCCAACAAGGUCACCUUGACAGCAUACAUAGAAGCAGUCAUUGUCUAUUCCAUGCAGCCUAUCUACGGCAAAAAUCACUACUCCACCUGCAAGCUUCCCAUCGCUUUGAGACGGUUCAUCGAUCCAGCCAAAACUGAUCCCCAGUAUCACGAUAUCUUGAACAACCCCAAGUACAAGAUCUUGGGCACGUCUGCCCACGGAGGCAUUGCUGAAGUGUUCGAGCCUCUUUCAGAGUUUUCAUGGGAGCUUGUGCAGAGAAUUGGUGCAAAUUUGGCCAAAAACGUCCAGAAUAAAGAGCUCAUGAAUGCGUUUUUUGCCUUCACAACUCCCGAGCUGGCUAUCGGGAACAGCCCUGAGUUCUUCGAGGCACAGAUGCGUCCUACCACCCAAGACACGAUGAAGUUCUCCAACUUGGGACUUAUAGAUGUGCCUAUGUAUAAUAGCUGGAGCAUCACCAAUAUGGUAUUUUCACAGGAUGUCUCACCACCAGCUGCGGAUUUCAUGUUGAAUCUGGUCUCAACCAAAGUUGGGGGCCUCAACUUUGUAUUCAGCUACGCAGAUAACAAGUUCGAGGAAGGUAGAGAGAAUUUCGACGACAUUUUGACUGCCUUUAGAGAGAACCUUAUUAAGUUUGCCCAGUAA